Molecule: messenger RNA, 1801 nt
Organism: Humulus lupulus (European hop)
Lineage: Eukaryota; Viridiplantae; Streptophyta; Magnoliopsida; Rosales; Cannabaceae
Product: cyanidin 3-O-galactoside 2''-O-xylosyltransferase FGGT1-like
Exons: 1
Coding region: 216-1625 (469 amino acids)
Molecular function (GO): UDP-glycosyltransferase activity
Source: RefSeq, a predicted model, not a curated record
CAAACUUUGUCUUACCUGUUGUUUUGAAUUUAAAUUUAGUUUCCAAGUUGUUAUAAAUUUCCUUUGCAAGGUACUACGUACUAAGAUUCACAAACUAAGCUAGCAACUUACUGAAUUAUACAAGAUUUAAUCAAUUAGUUUUCUUAAACUACUUCAAGCUCUGAUAUUGUAAUAUUACUCAUGUUCUUAUUUUGUUGACAGGUUAAGCUUACAACAUGGAGUCACCCUCUUCUUUGCAUAUAGCAAUGUACCCUUGGUUUGCUUUUGGCCACAUUACACCAUUCCUCUACCUCUCCAACAAACUAGCCCAAAAGGGCCAUAGAAUCUCCUUCCUCAUCCCCACCAAAACACAAUCCAAGAUGGACCAUUUGAACCGCUUCCCAGCUCUCAUUACCUUCGUCCCAAUCACCGUUCCUCAUGUUGAAGGCCUCCCUAUUGGUGCCGAGACUACUCAUGGCGUGCCUCAUUCCUUAGUCCCACUUAUCAUGACCGCCAUGGACAGAACAGAACCCGACGUUGAGCUUCUCUUACGCGAGCUCAAACCCGACUUCGUCUUCUUUGAUUUUGUUCAUUGGAUUCCCAAGUUGGCACGCAGCUUAGGAAUCAAAUCACUAGAAUAUAGCUCUGGAAGUCCCAUGACUGUUGCUUACAAUUUUUCCCCUGCAAGACAAGCACAACUAAAUGGUGUUGUUGGAAGAGAAGUCUCUGAGGCUGACAUAAUGCAGCCCCCGCCUGGCUUCCCUGAUCCAUCAAUCAAGCUCCAUCUGCAUGAGGCAAGAGCCUGGCUUAAGUAUAGGACUUUAAAGUUUGGUAGUGAUAUUCUUUUUCGCCAUCGCUUGCUUACUGGCUUAAGCGAAUGUGAAGCCUUAGGAUUCAAGGCAUGUAAAGAAAUUGAAGGACCGUUUAUCGAUUACCUCGAAACACAGUUUGGCAAGCCUAUGCUGCUUUCGGGACCUCUUCUGCCCGACCCUGGUACUAGUUCUAUGGCUAGGUUAGAUGAGAAGUGGCUUAACUGGCUUGGAGGGUUCGAGCCUGGUUCAGUAGUUUACUGUUGUAUAGGAAGCGAGAUCACCCUGAGCAAAGAUCAAUUUCAAGAACUGUUGUUGGGUUUGGAGCUUUCUGGGCUGCCUUUUUUGGCUGCACUUAGACCUCCUUCUGAGGUGGCCGAGUCCCUGUCCAUUGAGGAGGCGUUGCCAGAAGGGUUUUUGGAGAGAGUUGGUGGAAGAGGAGUGGUUUAUGGUGGUUGGAUUCAACAGCCACAAAUCUUGGAGCACCCUUCUGUUGGGUGCUUUGUUACUCAUUGUGGAUGGGGUUCAUUAAUGGAAGCAAUGGUGAAUAAAUGUGAGCUGGUGUUGCUGCCCAAUGGAGGUGAUCAGAUCUAUAAUGCAAGGCUAAUGGGAAACCAUCUCAAGGUUGGAGUUGAAGUGGAGAAAGAUGAAGAAGAUGGGUUGUUUACCAGAGAGAGUGUUUCCAAAGCUAUUAGGAUUGUUGCAGAAGAAGAUAGUGAAGUUGGACGAGAGGUCAAGGCCAAUCGCGCCAAGCUACGAGAGCUUCUUCUUAGAGAAGAUAUGGAGUCUUCUUAUCUUGAUGAUUUCAUUCGCAAGCUCAAGUCUUUACUGGACUAAAUCAUUUGGACUUUGCUUGUGAGUGUUGCUACUCUCUAAUGGAACGACUAGAGUUAAUCAAUAGCUCCAGCCUUCAUGUGUGUGAACAGUAAAUAUUAUAGUUGCCUCCUUAUUGUAUUUUUCUCUUUUUACAUAAUUGAUAAUAAGCGGCUUCAGCUUUGUUGAAUUCGUAUUUA